Messenger RNA from Myripristis murdjan (pinecone soldierfish), 5549 nucleotides. It is a transcript of the gene pde3b, whose product is annotated as phosphodiesterase 3B. The record is from RefSeq and is a predicted model, not a curated record. Gene Ontology annotation, molecular function: 3',5'-cyclic-nucleotide phosphodiesterase activity. Lineage: Eukaryota; Metazoa; Chordata; Actinopteri; Holocentriformes; Holocentridae. Bases 245 to 3559 code for a protein of 1104 amino acids. The transcript is spliced from 16 exons. Gene Ontology annotation, biological process: signal transduction.
AGCUCGCAGGAGGGUUUGGUUCAGUGCUGCAAAGGCGCUGCAGUUCCAGUUGUCUGCCUGUAGGCGACGACAGAGAGCCCGCUUUCUGUAAAAACAACAUCUCACCUUCUUUCUUUAGUCCAAGUGCUGGAGCACGUUUGAGUGACCAUGGAGUGCGUUUGCUGUCAUGUAGUCGAGCGUUAACACGGCGUGAAUAGCAGAAGAGGGAAACUUUAGAGUGGAUACGAGGAGCUCCAGUCGAAACAUGGCUGCACGGGAGGAAGGAGAGGUCCUGCACGGCAAAAUAAGGCACCACGACGGCUCUGGAAGUGUAAACAGCCCGGAGAGCUUCAGGAACGGCUAUGUGAAGAGCUGCGUCACCCCUCUGAAACAGGACCAUCAAAGGGGAUUUUUGUUCAACGUGUGCAGGUUUUGCAACGAAGACAUCCUCAAUUCAAAAGUGUUUAAAAUCUCUGCCCUGUACGUCGGCGCCUUUGUCAUUUUUGCAGUUUCUUUUCUCAUUUCCAGGAGCUUGCAAAGUGACUCGCUGUGGGAUUUGCGGACUUUUUUGUCGGGCUUCUCUCAGUCCAUCAGUCCUUUAUUCAGCAUAGGAUGUGCGUUCUUCUUUUUGACGUUUUAUCUGAGGAGGGAAAAGAAAGAAAGUAAUAAAUGCUGGCUCUUGUCGCUGCCAGCAUCGUGCUACCUUGGGGACUUUUUGGUUUUGCGGUUUUUGCAAUGGGGAGAGGACCAACACCAGAUGCAAAUGGUGGGCAGGUUGUUAUUCGUGUUGGGAUGUGUGGGUCUGCUCACACUGAUCCCCACUUUGAAACUCAAACACAGUAUCCUCAUACUGGUUUUCGCCAGCGUUGUGUGGCUGGUUUCCUUCACAAGUUUGAGUGGUCUGCCCGUGCUGGCCCGACCCUUCUUCGCCUGCUUCGCGGGGGUAUCCGGCUCUCUGCUGGGGCUCUGUUUUGACCAUUACUACCCAUCGAGGGACGCGCCGAGUGGGAUUUCCAGCGCGGAGGAAAAGGUCCCAGUGAUCCGGCCGAGGAGACGGUCCAGCUGCGUCUCACUGGGGGAGACGUCGACCAGCUACUAUGGCAGUUGUAAAAUGCCUCGCAGACCUUCAUUGCCAUGCAUAUCCAGAGAACAGAUGAUCUUGUGGGACUGGGAUCUGAAGCACUGGUACAAACCACAAUAUCAGGGUGCGGUGAGCGGCAAUGGCGUGGACCUGUCCGUCAUCAACGAGGCCAGGAACCUAGUAUCGGAGCUGCUGAUGGACUCGUCUCUGUCGCCCCAAACCAUCUCCUCCCUGCGCAGCAUCUCCAGCCUCAUGGGGACGUUCUCAGGCUCCUGCCGUCCCAGGGUCAACCCCUUCACACCCUUCCCCGGCUUCUACCCCUGUGACGAGGUGGAUGACUCCAUAGAGAAGAGUGACAGGAAAUCCCUGAAGGGUUUGAGCAGCAGGAACAGCCUCCCGACCCCUCAGCUCAGGCGGAGCUCCACCUCCUCCCCGCUCCCUCCGCUCGACUCGGCCUCGUCACGUUGGGAACGCAACAAUGGCAAGAGACCCCACCCUGACCUCAACCUGACCAGCUCAAGUCUGUCCAAUGGGCCCAACGCCAACCUGCUCACUAUUCCCAAACAGAGGUCUUCUUCUGUUACCCUCACCUACCAUGCGGGGCCCAGGAGAGCGGGCACAUCUCCCAGCCUCAGCCCAGUCACCUCACCCAGCCACAGCCCUCCCGCAGUAGGUACAGGCUCCUCAUCCUCCCUUGUCAAUCGUUCGCCUGUGGAGUUCCCAGACACAGCUGACUUCUUGACUAAGCCUAGUGUCAAUCUUAACCUGCAUAAGCCGCUGGGAUACACUCUCAGCUCACCUGAUUUCCAGCAGGCUUUCCGCAGCGCCACCGUCCCUCUCUGCACCAGCUGUGGUCGUCAGAUGCUCAAGGGAGUUUCCAGCAGUGAUUCAGGGGAAGGUCACCAGCCGUACACCACAGACGCUCAACGCAGGCGCUCAACAGGUGAAGGGCUGGAGUUCAUGGGAGAGCCUCUGAUCAGGGAGGAGAGUGUGGAGGUGGAUGUGUCUGGGGAGAGGAGGCCAGAUGUGACAGGGAACCAGGGGCAAGCAGAAGAGGAGGAGGAGAAGAGCCCCAGUCCAGACCAGCAGACUCAGGAAUCAGAGGGUGAGGAGUUCAAACUAGAUCCUAUGCUGGAGGACCAGGACGCUCUCAUGGAGAAGAUAAGCAGCUGGAACUUCCAGAUCUUUGACCUGGUGGACAGAACAGGAGGAAAGACAGGAAGGAUACUGAGCUACGUGACAUACACCCUUUUCCAGGAUAUGUGUCUGUUUGAAAUCUUCAAGAUCCCUGUGAGGGAGUUCAUGACAUACUUCUGUGCUCUGGAAAAUGGCUACAGGGACAUUCCCUAUCAUAACCGGGUUCAUGCUGCUGAUGUGCUCCAUGCUGUCUGGUACCUGACCACUCGGCCGAUCCCUGGGUUCCAGCAGAUCCACAAUGAACAUGUGACAGGCAGUGACACAGAUUCAGAUAGUGGGAUCUCGCCAGGCAGGAUAUCCUACGCCUCCUCCAAGAGCUCCUCUAUUUCGGAUGACAGCUAUGGCUGCCUGGCCUGGAACAUCCCUGCUCUGGAGCUCAUGGCCCUUUAUGUAGCAGCUGCAAUGCAUGACUACGACCAUCCUGGUCGCACCAAUGCCUUUCUAGUAGCCACUAAUGCACCUCAGGCAGUGUUGUACAAUGACCGCUCAGUGCUGGAGAACCACCACGCGGCAUCUGCCUGGAGCCUCUACCUGUCCCGGCCGGAGUUCAACUUCCUGGUCAACCUGGAUCACGUGGAGUUUAAGCGUUUUCGCUUCCUUGUCAUAGAGGCUAUACUGGCCACAGACCUCAAAAAGCACUUUGACUUCCUGGCUGAGUUCAAUGCCAAGGUGAAUGAUGUGAACAGUCCAGGAAUUGACUGGACCAAUGAGAAUGACAGGCUGCUGGUUUGCCAAGUCUGUAUUAAGCUGGCAGAUAUCAAUGGACCAGCCAAAGUGCGUGACCUGCACCUCAAGUGGACAGAGGGCAUUGUCAAUGAGUUUUAUGAGCAGGGAGAUGAGGAGGCUAGCCUGGGAUUACCCAUCAGCCCCUUCAUGGACCGCUCCUCACCACAGCUGGCCAAGCUACAGGAGUCUUUCAUCACCCACAUUGUAGGACCUCUCUGUAACUCUUACGAUGCUGCAGGGCUGCUUCCUGGCUACUGGAUCAAUGAAGAGGGUUCGGAUGAGGAGGAAGAGGAGGGGCAGGUGGACACAGACACCGAUGAUGAUGAGCUGGAAGAGGAACUACCACCAAAAAGGAGGAAGGGCCGCCGCAGGUUGUUCUGCAACAUCAUGCAGCAUCUGACAGAGAACCACAAGGUGUGGAAGAAGAUCAUUGAGGAGGAGGAGAAGAGCAAAGAGCUUGGCAAACAGCAGCAGCCUGACAACCUUCUCCCCAGCCUGCCGCCCAGCCUGCCCACCUCCCCGUCCGAGGACAUUCAGGUGAUCCAGGAGGAGGAGGAGGGAGAGGAGCGUCAGUAGCAGGAGGAAGAGGAUGUAGGACAGAACAUGGAUGCUUGGGAAGAGGAGAGGCGGUAAGGGCACGAGUCCCUCAGCCACCGGCUUUUCACUCACAUGAACACAAACAGACAUGAAUAUAGAGCAACACACACACAGAGAUGACAAACAUGCAAUUACAACUUACCUUUACCCCUCUCUCACACACACACACACACACACACACACAUACACACACUUCGAGAGUUUCACUGUGCUGACACUCAGAUGCUUACGCAGUCACAUUGUUUUUGGAAAAAAAAUGGCCUUACUACUGUGAGCGGAUCCUUGCUGCAAUGGUGGGAGCCCCACUCCUAUGCACUUUCAUCCCAUGGAGAGCCAGUGCGCCCAGAAAAAAAGCACCAGGACGGAAGAGGAAGGUGUUAGAAGAGUGGAAGAGGUCUAGCAGAGACUUGCCCUCCAUGGUAACCUGGCUGUGAUGCUGCCUUGAACGCAAAGCGCUUAUGUCUCCCUUAGGUACAAACGUAAACCUGUCUAUUUAAAACAAGAGAUAGAGGAAAGUGACGAAAGAAACAAGCAACACCUUGAAGUGAUUGACAACCAUUACCAAAGUGAACCGUUCAAACAUGGAAAGACAAGUGACUGAUACUGUUUCAGCCUCAAUGUCAGGUAUAUUCUUGACUUAUAUAUCAAAUGUGCCUGUCUGAACCUUUACUGAGUCCAUAUUGGCCCUGAGCCUGGGCUUGUGUAGUUCUCUCCCCUUGCUGGUGACACGAAACACUGUAUCAGACUCAGUCACAGAGACAUUAUUGAAAUGUUGACUGAUUAUUAGCAUUAUAUCUGCAUCAUUUUUGAUGCUUUUAUUCAUGUGUACCACCCGCCUUUUAUGUUUUAUGUUCUUUUACUCUCUUUGCUUCAUUUUGUUUGAGCGUGUGUGUUUUUUUGUGAAUGUGAUGGAGAGAGAGUGAACGGGAGAAUGAGAGCACAUUUGUAAUUAUUUUAGUAUGUAAUUUGUGUGUAUGUCUGUGUGUCUUUUCAGUAAUGUUUUUAGUUCCUAAUCAGUGAAAUGUCCUCUGGUGUUUUAACAUGUCGCAUUCAGAUCAGGAGUGCUGUUUCAAUGAAGGGAUUCUUUAUUUUCAUUUUGAUUAUAAGUAUUUUUUUAAAGGUUACUCAGGAUUCACGCAAAGUUGAAUAAUUAUUUUGCAAGAAUUUAUGUCAUUAAUGUUAAAUACUCUUUUAAAACAAAGACAAUUAAAAUCUGGGUGACUGAAGUAGUUUGUAAUCUUUUUAUGAACAACUUGACUACAGACAAAUUCAAGCAAUUGAAAUUCUCCUCUGUGCCAGAGGAACAUGUGCUGUCUCUCUGCCAUUCAUAAACUAUUUGCAUAACCUUUUAACAGGCUCACUGGAGAAACGCUUAUCUUGAUUGUCAGCAGACUGCAAAGGACAUGUUUGCAGCAACACAACAUAUUGUACAGUUUGGCAAUACAUGUCACAGAAUAUUAGGUAAAGUUUUCUUUUCUUUUUCUUUUCGAUUCUAGUGCUCUAACCAUUGUUGUUAGACAAACAGUACGAUCACUAAACAUCUAUGUUUCAGUCAAUCGUCCAACACUGAUGUUUAGAUAAAUUAAAAUCCCAACCCAUCUCUCUCUCUCUCAUUUUUGUUUUUUGCCAAACUCAUAACUUGGCCAGUGUGUAAAGAAGGGAUCCAGGGUUUCACUUUCACUUUGGUUUUGUUUAUAUAUAUUUUAUGACAUGCCAUGAGGCAGGUUGCAAAACUAAUAGUUCUCUAUUUUUGUCUGUAAGAACUCUAGGCAUUCCACUAGCAUAAGAUGUUUUACGAAAGGGAAGGCAGCAUUUCUAGCCUAGAUCCUUUAUCACAUAAUUAAAUCAUUUUCUCUGGAGUAAAAAAAAAAAACAAAACAAAACAAAAAAAAACAUUAAGUAAGCAGUGUAAAUCAAGAUGGUAAUAUUUAAAAACAAAAAAAUAAAUAUAGGUGUGCACAUUUUAAUA